UGCUGAUAGCUACUGUGCUCUAUAGUAAAACAAAUUUUGAAACAAUCAAUAUUCUCCAAAUGCUGUUAAAAUUUAUUAAUAAAUAAUAAUCAAUGAUUAGAUGGUACGGCAGAUCAAACGAUAAGAAGGUAUAGAACAGCAUUCACAAGAGAACAGUUGCUUCGAUUAGAAAAAGAAUUUUACAAAGAAAAUUACGUGUCCAGGCCGAGAAGAUGCGAGCUUGCCACCGAAUUAAAUCUUCCUGAAUCGACGAUAAAGGUGUGGUUUCAAAACCGGCGGAUGAAGGACAAACGACAGAGGAUUGCCAUGGCGUGGCCAUAUGCCGUGUACACGGACCCGACGUUUGCGGCCACGGUGCUGCAGGCGGCCGCGGCCAGCGCCCACGCCAACGGCACGCUGCCCGACAUAGCGGCCAUUGCCAAUGCCUACCAGUACUCGGCGGCAGCGGCGGCCGCGGCCGCUGGGCCGUCGUACUUCCACGGCCAUGGAGGUGGCGGUGGAGGUGAGUACGGUAAGUUCCAGCCUCAGCACUACGUCGGUCCGGUUCCACCUCCGCCACCGGCACCGCCGACCCAGUCGCUUCAGCAGAUGAUGAAGAAACCGUUCGGACCAUUCGUAGGCCAUCAUCACCAUCAUCACCAUCACCAUCAAUUCGCGGCCGAUGCCACUGCCAUGGCCGCAGCCACCGAUGCCUCCACGCCUGAAUCCAGCAACGGUCACCAUCACGCGGCAACCAGUUAUGACGACCACAAAGUUGCAGCGGCCGAUCACAAAACGCCUUCGGCCACGGUAGACAACAACAAAACGACGACUUCGGCGGCCGCGACGUCAUCGUCGUCCUCAUCGUCGGCCGCGGACGCCACCGAUUUUUCCGUUGCGACCGCCGGUACGAGCUGCAAGUGCGGAAUAGUUGAUUGCGUACUGACCACUUCCGGAAAACCGGUCAACAAUAACGGCGCGACGGAAGAGUCUACGACACCGGCCACCGCUGACCGCGGCUUGCCAUCACAGCCGUUUUUCAUGACUUCCGGCGCAACUGAAACCGGUAGGGACGACAUACAGUCGGCAGAAUGUUCAUUGGCCGUCCACAAGCACGUCUACCACAAGGAGUACGCCAAAAACAAACUGUUCCAGCCCUACAAAUCGGACGUGACGACCGCGAAACUCAAUCUGUAAACUAUAAUAACACUACAACUAUAAUAUAACACACACAAAGUAUAAUAAUAUUAUUAAUAUUAGGUACUUAUUAAGUACUGUUACUUAAUUAUAAAUAGUACGAUUUACCCGUUGUAACACUAGUCUAAAAAUUAGAGGGAAUCGACCUAUUAUGAAACUUGAUGGUAAAUACAUUAUCUGUGUUUGCAUGUCGGUUUUUUACGAUAGUUCAGUUUUUUAGUAAGUUAUUCGUAUAU
Acyrthosiphon pisum (pea aphid) is the source of this 1412-nucleotide messenger RNA. Its product is annotated as segmentation protein even-skipped-like. NCBI's taxonomy places the organism in Eukaryota, Metazoa, Arthropoda, Insecta, Hemiptera, Aphididae. The transcript has 2 exons. Bases 280 to 1176 code for a protein of 298 amino acids. The record is from RefSeq and is a predicted model, not a curated record.